AUGACGAUUGAGGCGUUACUGGACGAGCUUCUGUGUCACAUCCUUUCCUUCCUUUCGACCAAGGAAGCCAUUGCUACAUCACUGUUGUCUAAAAGAUGGAGAUUUUUAUGGACCAUGGUUCCAUCUCUUCACAUUGGGUGUGCCAAACCAAUCAUGGAACACUACAAGAGUCUCAAGGUGUUCUUGGCUCUACGCAGAAUGCAUACCAUCACAAGCUUUCGUCUCAAAUGCGAUAGCGAUCAUGAGUGUUGCUCGCAUUAUGUGGAACAAUGGAUUUUAGAAGUCGCAAUAAGAAAAGUUGAACAAGUGAAUAUCUCCUUAUUCAGGUGCCAUAUAAGCAAAAUCAACGUGGAUGCCUUGUUCACAUGCACCACAAUUGUCAACAUGAAGAUUAAGGGUCCCUUUGAAAUCACCAUUCCUUCUUCUGUUUAUCUCCCUAAUCUCAAGACUCUGCGUUUAAAAGUUUGCGAACGUUUCGCCAUGAAAAAUGUUAGAAAGAUUAUCUCUAGUUCUCCAUCUGUUGAACUGAUCUACAUGAAGCAUAAUUUUACUAAGGAUUAUUUUUUACAGUUGAAGGCUGUGCGUAACUAUCGAUAUCUCCGACUCUACCAUCAAAAUUGGCUUUAUGACGAAGUCAUGCAUUAUGAUUAUGAUUUUAUGUCAGACUCAAUGCAGAAUUGUGGUUGGUUAAAACCUGAGAAAGCCAAGGUUUAUGUGACAGUGCAUAACUAUAUGAUGCAGGCUGUUUCCUACCUUCUCAAAAGAAUACAUUCUGUUGAAUUUCUCUCUUUGAAAUAUUCUAGGGAUGUUAAUCCUUCUACUUUUGAUCUUCCAUUAUUUGAGAAUUUGGUUGAGUUACAACUUUUUGUCACAAAAGAUGAUCCCUUUAUUAUGGAAUUACCUGCCAAGUGUCCUAAGCUUCAAGUUCUUGAAAUUAAUAUCUUGGAUGAUGGUCAGAGAUGUCGCUAUAAUAUUAGUGAAGGAGUAAGGGUGCACGACCUAUCAAUUGUUCCUAUUUCACCUGUUAUAUGGCUAAAUAAUUGGUUAAGAGACCAAGCUAUUGUUUUCUUAGAGCAAUAA
Cajanus cajan (pigeon pea) is the source of this 1080-nucleotide messenger RNA. Its product is annotated as FBD-associated F-box protein At2g26860. The record is from RefSeq and is a predicted model, not a curated record. Gene Ontology annotation, molecular function: protein binding. NCBI's taxonomy places the organism in Eukaryota, Viridiplantae, Streptophyta, Magnoliopsida, Fabales, Fabaceae.